CCUUGAAGCAACGGCCAUGAAAGCCAAACUCUCACAAAACGCCCGCCUCACAUUCUCUUUUAACAGUCGUGUUUUUUCUUCACCAAAUUUCAGCCCUUCUUUUCUACGCUCAAACUUCUUCGUCUGCUACAACAAGAAUAAUGGCUUCACUUUGUUUCUUCUCCAAUGUCUUCACUCUUCAUUCACCAAAGUGUCAAAGUUUCACCGGCAGUCGCCUCUCUUCUCACUUUCUUGAUCAUCAAAUCAAGGUAAACUCCUUUCCUCAUGUAAAUUUAUCACUGCCGUUUAAGUUUAGUUGUAAAAGAUUCAACCCCAUUACAGCUUCAGCAACAACAACUAUUGAAACCAGUUCAUAUUCGUUUAGAAACAAGAAUCCGAAAGAUAUUAACAUUGUGGUGGUGGGUUCAACUGGGUAUAUUGGGAAGUUUGUAGUGAAAGAGUUGGUUAAUAGAGGUUUUAAUGUUAUAGCAAUUGCUAGAGAAAGAAGUGGAAUUAGAGGUAAAAAUGAUAAGGAAGAGGCCUUGAAUCAGUUACAAGGAGCAAAUGUGUGCUUUUCUGAUGUGACAAAUGUGGGAACUUUACAGAAAAAUUUGGAAAAUUUGGGAGUUUCAAUAGAUGUGGUUGUGUCUUGCCUUGCUAGUCGUUCUGGUGGGGUGAAAGAUUCAUGGAAAAUUGAUUAUGAAGCAACAAGGAAUAGUCUUGUUGCUGGUAGAAAUCGUGGGGCUUCACAUUUUGUUGUACUUUCUGCAAUAUGUGUGCAAAAACCCCUUCUUGAAUUUCAGCGCGCAAAGCUGAAAUUUGAGGCUGAAUUGGUGAAGGAGGCUGAAGAAGAUAGUAGGUUUACCUAUAGUAUAGUGAGGCCAACUGCAUUUUUCAAAAGCUUAGGGGGACAGGUUGAGUUGGUGAAAGAUGGGAAGCCUUAUGUGAUGUUUGGAGAUGGGAGGUUAUGUGCUUGCAAGCCAAUAAGUGAGCAGGAUUUGGCUUCGUUUAUCGCGGAUUGUGUGCUGAGUGAAGAUAAGAUUAACCAAAUAUUGCCAAUUGGUGGUCCAGGGAAAGCAUUGACACCAUUGGAACAAGGUGAGAUAUUGUUUAGACUUCUGGGGAAGGAACCCAAGUUCCUCAAAGUGCCAAUUGGGAUCAUGGAUUUUGCUAUUGGGGUUCUUGAUUUCCUUGUCCAGAUUUUUCCUGCUAUGGAAGAUGCAGCUGAGUUUGGGAAAAUUGGAAGGUAUUAUGCAGCUGAGAGCAUGUUGGUUUUGGAUCCUGAGACAGGUGAGUAUAGUGCCGAAAAAACGCCAAGUUAUGGAAAGGACACUCUGGAGGAAUUCUUUAAGAGGGUUCUUAGGGAAGGGAUGGCUGGUCAGGAGUUGGGGGAACAAACAAUCUUCUAGAUCUUCUUGUUUGUAAAAGUUGUAAAUUUAGUGCUCCCUUGAUAUCACCAGUUUUGUAACACGGCAUGCAAAAAGGUAUGAGGUUUGCUACUCUCAGAAAGUUCUCAAGCUGUUGUAUGGAUUGUAUUAAAUGUUUUGAAAGAUUUCCAUUUAUCCAAUGCACAAAUUAAUGUUGUGGGAAAUGUAUGAUAAAUGUUCAAUGACAUGUUUAUGUAUGAUUGUCUCUGUAGUGAAAUUGAUGCCAAUCAAUUGCAGAAUGCUCAUUUGGUAAUGGACUUAUG
Pistacia vera is the source of this 1669-nucleotide messenger RNA. Its product is annotated as divinyl chlorophyllide a 8-vinyl-reductase, chloroplastic. Bases 141 to 1388 code for a protein of 415 amino acids. Gene Ontology annotation, molecular function: oxidoreductase activity. NCBI's taxonomy places the organism in Eukaryota, Viridiplantae, Streptophyta, Magnoliopsida, Sapindales, Anacardiaceae. The transcript has a single exon. The record is from RefSeq and is a predicted model, not a curated record.